Molecule: messenger RNA, 714 nt
Organism: Dromiciops gliroides (monito del monte)
Lineage: Eukaryota; Metazoa; Chordata; Mammalia; Microbiotheria; Microbiotheriidae
Product: major allergen Can f 1-like
Exons: 7
Coding region: 1-714 (237 amino acids)
Molecular function (GO): small molecule binding
Source: RefSeq, a predicted model, not a curated record
AUGAAGGUACUAUUCUUGAUUUUCUUGAUCUCAGUCAUCCAUGCCUGGGAAUACUUUACUUUUGAUAAGAACAUUUCAAAGGUGUAUGGAAUGUGGUUUAUUAAUGCCUGGAUGGGAAAUAUGGAAAUUCCUGAUGAUAAGAAGAAUCAGAAAAUACCUCCCUUCACUUUCAGAUCUCUUCCUAAUGGUAAAAUGGAGGCCAAAUUAAAUCUUAAAAAGAAUGGCCGGUGUGAAGAAAUUAAAUUAACUCUAGAGAAAACAAAGGAACCUGGGAAAAUGACAACCUGGGGAAAGCAGACUAUUGGGUUAAUAGACAUAUUUAUAAAAGACCACAUGAUAGCAUAUAUAGAAAGCAGGAUGAAUGGAAAAGACGUCAUAAUGAUGCAACUUAUGGGUCGAAGUACAACUAUUAAUCCUGAAGCCUUGAAGUUGUUUAGAGAAUUUGUUCAGAGCAAAGGACUAGACAAGACAAAAAUCACGAUGGUUGAACCACAGGAGAAGAGUAGUCGGGGAGUGUUUGAUAUGUGGGUGAGGUGUGGGGAUUUGUUGGCAGAACAUAAGAGGGAUGAACUUCUCAACCACUGGUACUUAAAGGAAAAUGAGUGUCAUUAUCUUUGGAAGGAACUUUUGUUUUUCUGGGUGACAAUGCCAUCCAAGCCUUGCCAGCUGGACUAUUUGGGCUUCGAGGAAUCAGGCUCGUGGUGGGGAGGGUAG